Penicillium angulare is the source of this 1206-nucleotide messenger RNA. RefSeq names its product structure-specific endonuclease subunit SLX1. The record is from RefSeq and is a predicted model, not a curated record. Gene Ontology annotation, biological process: double-strand break repair via homologous recombination. Lineage: Eukaryota; Fungi; Ascomycota; Eurotiomycetes; Eurotiales; Aspergillaceae. Gene Ontology annotation, cellular component: Slx1-Slx4 complex. Gene Ontology annotation, molecular function: 5'-flap endonuclease activity; crossover junction DNA endonuclease activity. The coding region runs from base 1 to 1206 and encodes 401 amino acids. The transcript is spliced from 2 exons.
AUGGAGGUGCAGAGUGAGACCCGGCCAAUCCCGGCCUAUUACUGCUGUUACCUUCUCCGCUCAACCAUCCGACACGCCUCACUAUAUAUUGGGUCCACGCCUAACCCGAUCAGGCGACUCUCGCAGCACAAUGGAGAUGCUAAAGGCGGAGCUAAACGAACCUCGCGGGAUAAAUUACGACCAUGGGAAAUGGCGUUAGUUGUGGAGGGGUUUAUGAGUAGAGUCGGUGCUCUCCAAUUUGAAUGGGCAUGGCAACACCCAGACAGAACUCGACAUAUUCAUCCGGAUAAUGAUGAUCAUCCAUCGCAAUCAAAGGUAGUCGUGAACCCUAGGACUGGCAAGACGAAGCCACGGCCCGGUCGUUCUCGAAGAUCCUUAACGGCCCACCUUGAAGACCUCCACGAGCUGUUACGAUCCACCCUAUUUUCUAGCUGGCCACUAGAGGUGCGGUUCUUCUGCGCAGAUGUUCAUCGCGUUUGGAGGGUAUGGAAUGAUCGCGUGAAUACACCCUUUCCUGAUAGUAGGACUAUCUUAGACGGCGACUGCCCGUCUUCGCGCGGAGAUACUGCUAGUAACCGAGUGGGUAGCAUUCAAAAUUUGUCAGUCGAUUAUACAAAAUUUGAAAGUUACCUCGAGAAGUCAAUGUUUAUCUUGGACGAUGCGGAUGAUCUACAGUGUCAAAUUUGCAAAGAAGCAGUUGUACCGACUGAGCAACAGAUCUUGGUUUGCCCGCAUCAGUCAUGCCGAGGCACGAAUCAUCUAUCAUGUCUAUCUACCCAUUUUCUCGAAGCAAGCGGUGAUUUGAAUACCCUCGUGCCGAAAGAGGGCACGUGUCCGACAUGCAAACAAACCGUGCAAUGGCUGCUCAUCGUGAAGGAACUAAGCAUCCGUAAUCGAGCCGAGAAAGAAGCUCGAAUUAUUCUGCGCCGGAAAGAAAGACGCGAACGAAAAGAGCUGGCCAAAGCUUCAAGCACCAAAUCCAAAACGUCACCCACUAAAGCUGCAAGUGCGCGAGAUGUUUCCGUCGAACCUACCGCAUUAAUCGAGAGCGAUCCUCUUCUGGAUGACGAUUGGUGUGAGAAGGUAGACUUAGAAUCGGACACUGAGUUCGGUGACGGACUACAUAGUCGGUCAUCUCCACCACCUAGCAGGUUGGAGAUCGUCAUCGAGGACAGCGAUUGGGAUGAUGUGGAAGUCAUAGAAUGA